Dendrobium catenatum is the source of this 1934-nucleotide messenger RNA. Its product is annotated as DDB1- and CUL4-associated factor 8. Gene Ontology annotation, cellular component: Cul4-RING E3 ubiquitin ligase complex; cytoplasm. The transcript is spliced from 5 exons. Gene Ontology annotation, molecular function: protein binding. Bases 266 to 1762 code for a protein of 498 amino acids. Lineage: Eukaryota; Viridiplantae; Streptophyta; Magnoliopsida; Asparagales; Orchidaceae. The record is from RefSeq and is a predicted model, not a curated record.
CUGUGGAUUGGCGUUUUGCGCUGCCGAGGGAAAUAAUGAUCGGUGUGGAAGCUUGGAAUCGUUUCCAGCGACUUCGAAGCUUCCUUAUUUUCUAGCCCUUCAUCCACGUCCUAGCAGUCGCCGUCGAUUGAUCUGCCCUCAUGGUUUGUCUCCAUAAAAGCAUCCAGAUGCGAGGCUUCGGCUUGAGGCUCCGUUGGGGUUAGUGGUAGGAUCUCCUGUUUUCUGCUUGGAAAUUUGUUGGUCGUUGCACAGGUAGAGUGAAGCAAUGAGGGGUUUGAAGAGAGGAAGAUUCAUCGGCGGUGGCGUCGUCGAUGUGUUGGAGCGGGAAGUUGGGAAUCUCACUCCGAGAAGCUUCGCGAAUGUUUUUGGGGCUUCUGAGGGUCUUGUCCGCAGGCUUACUAUUUGUAAGAAGCUAGAUAAACACCGGGGCUGUGUGAACACAAUAAGUUUCAACACUUCUGGUGACCUUCUUGUCUCAGGUUCUGAUGACAGAAUGAUAAUGGUGUGGCAUUGGGAUUCUGGGACUGUUAAAUUAUCAUUUCACUCAGGCCAUGGUAACAAUGUUUUUCAGGCAAAAUUUAUGCCCUACACUGAUGAUCGGAUCAUCGUCUCAUGUGCCGCAGAUGGGGAGGUGAGGCAUACCCAGAUCCUAGAUGGUGGAAAGGUUGCCACUACAUUGUUAGGGCAGCAUGAAGGUAGGGCUCAUAGGCUGGCCAUUGAGCCUGGAAGCUCACAUAUUUUUUAUAGCUGCGGUGAAGAUGGUCUUGUUCAGCAUUUCGAUUUGAGAACAAAAUCUGCAACAAAGCUCUUCAUUUGCAAAUCUUUUCAUGACAAAUCUGAUUACAUGCGCACUGUUAGUCUAAAUGCCAUUGCAAUAGAUCCACGGAAUCCCAACCUUUUUGCGAUUGCAGGAUCUGAUGAAUUUGCUAGAAUAUAUGACAUUCGAAAGAACAAAUGGGAUGGCUCAAGUAACUGUGAAUCCACCGACUGCUUCUGUCCUCCGCAUCUGAUUGGUGACUUGCGUGUUGGGAUAACAGGUUUGGCUUUCUCAGACCAGAGUGAGCUGCUAGCAUCAUAUAAUAAUGAGCUAAUCUAUCUCUUCUCAAAGUAUGAUGGACUUGGGUUCAAUUCAAUCAACCAAGCCAGGGAAUAUGCUGUGAAUAGGGAUAGUGGAGGUGGGCUAAGUUCAGCUUCAUCAUCAUCCACUUCAAAUUCCAAAGAAAUGCCUGGGCCACAGGCUUAUAAGGGACACCGGAACUGUGAUACAGUGAAAGGUGUGAGCUUUUUUGGUCCCCACUGUGAAUAUGUUAUCAGUGGGUCAGAUUGUGGUCGCAUCUUUAUUUGGAGGAAACGAGGUGGAGAACUCUUGCGAGUGAUGGAAGGUGACAAAGAUAUAGUUAAUUGUAUCGAACCUCACCCUUGUGCUCCAAUGUUUGCAAGUAGUGGAAUUGAGAGUGACAUUAAGAUUUGGACACCUAGUGCUACGGAAUUAGCACCACCUGUGAACAUUGAUGAGAUUAAACAGCCCAAGAGGAGGAACAGGCUCUGCCGCUUAGGUCUCCCUAUAGAUCUAAUGUCACAGAUCAUAACGUUUCAGCAUUCUGCCUCAGCUGAUGGCGGUGAAAGCUUGGUCGUUAAUGGUGAUUUGUUGGACCUUUUGAUGAGAAUAAGGGGUGUUGAUGAUUCAACAGAUGAUGACGGUGGUGGCGGCGGCGGAGGCGGCGAGUCAGCUGAGAAUCCUGGUGAUUGCUCAGUCAGCUGAGAUGGUUAGUUCUCAUCAGAAUUCUGAAAUUUUCACUUACCUGAAAUGAUUUUCUCUGUGUAUAUAUGUUUUAGUUCUGCUGGGUGACACUUAAAAUACUUGAUAUUCGUGUGAUUUCUUUACUCCCACUAUAUACAUAUAUUUAUCAUAUUUAUCAUCUUGCUGCUGAAAA